This is a messenger RNA of Physcomitrium patens, 1739 nucleotides long. RefSeq lists its product as uncharacterized. The record is from RefSeq and is a predicted model, not a curated record. Lineage: Eukaryota; Viridiplantae; Streptophyta; Bryopsida; Funariales; Funariaceae.
UCUUGUUCGCCCCUGUUUCUUGCCUCUGCUGUUGCGUUCUCUGCUGGUGUGCUGUUCCGUGAUCUUGUUGCUUGCGAUCUGAAUGGUUGAGGAUGUAGUUGUACAUUUUUACAGGUGGGGAUGAGAUCUUAGGGCUCGCAGCUGACUUCUGUACGUCAUUUCGAGAUUGUGGGUGCCUAAUUUGGUGCAGCAUUGCGGUAAAUCUAGUGGAAUCUGGAUUGAUUUUGAAGGGAGUUCUGGAGUGGGAGGUAGAGUGGGAGGUUUUGUUGAAUUGGCAGGAGUGAAAGGAAGGAUAGAAGGAACGAAGGUCUGGUCUGGUUUGGUUGCGAUGGAUUUUUUUUUUCAGAAGGCGAGGUAUUUCGCACAAGAAACAGCAAAGAAAUCGCAAGAGAUUGCCAUGGAGGCAGCUAAAUUGUCGCAGGAUUUGGCGCAAGAGACGGCCAAGAGAUCGCGUGAAUUGUCUCAUGAUCUUGUGGUUGAGGCAUCAAAGAAAGCCGACCAGAUCAAGACAUUGGCGACUGAACUUUCACCAACCAUCGUGGGGCGCGCCAUUCCUAGCGGUGUUUCCACACCAACUGCUGCGCCGACGGAAGAGGAGCUUAAAGACUAUGGCAUCACCCCUGAGCUCCGGGAGUUCGUCAAGGGUCUCACCAUUCGGACGUUCCGUGAUUUUCCCCUGGAAGAAUCCAGCUGGAAAAUGACAGCUACUGAGAGCACUUCCCAAGUACGUCAAGACUUAUCCGAGUGGCAAGAACGGCAUGCUGUGCUUGUGCUCUUGACUGUUCCGGAAAUAUCCGAUUUCCGUUAUGUUCUGUGUCCUCGGCGGAUGAGAGAGAGCAAAUUCUGGAAGAUUUACUUCAUCUUGGUUCAAAAUUAUGUUGCGCCAUUUGAGGCCAUGGCAGCGGAGCGGGCAGCUGCAAAAGCAGAGGCGAAAUCAGAAAGUGAUGCACUUAAGAAAACUGCUGCCCCUGAAGAGGCUUCCGGGUCUUCGUCGCGUGUCUCUGUUCGGGCUAAUCCGCCAGGUGCUGAGGCCGAAACAACUGCUGCUGCGAAUUCUCUGAAAUCUGUUGAUGAUGAUGCAGAUCUUGAUGCGUAUCUAAUGGGAGCCCUCGGUAGUGACGACGAGGCAGGAGAGGGUGUAGAUGAUGACUUUGACAAAGACUUCGACAAACUCGUAAACAGCGCUGCUUUGGACAGUGAUGGAGAGGAGGCUGCUCGUGAAGGCGCUAGAGGUAGCAAGCCGAAGAAUAGUGACCCUACAUCAGGUUUAAGUAAAUCAGCUGCCAGUGAAGGCUCUUCGGAUGGUGAAUUGGUGGAGAUCCCAGAUCAAGAGUCUGAUGCAGUGCACAAGAAAAAAAUUGACGCUGCGGAGUGAUAGAACCGAGGGAUGCUAUUUAGUGCUAAAACGUCUGCUAGGUUUGUUUGAUACAUGUUUCAGAUCUAAGAUUCUGCAAUUACUCAUGAUAUGAAUCCAUUGGUUAAGAUCAGCUAUUGAUCGCUAGCAAAUUUCCUAGACACUGUAGCAUUAGUUAUUAUCAUUUGAUUAGAUGUCUUCUUGGAUUAUACCAGUGUGUAUCUACUUUUUUCAGAAGUACCAAUAUACACAUGAGGACACUUUUAGGGUGUGACUACUUUGGAUAACCUUCGGAGCAGCUUAUUUACUGAUAAUUAUCAUGCUUCUGUGAGUACCUUCGCUGGUCUUGUUCAUUGAUGUAGUUGAAGAGUUUUUUCCUAUUGAA